Messenger RNA from Osmerus eperlanus (European smelt), 7289 nucleotides. RefSeq names its product zinc finger homeobox 2 (gene zfhx2). Gene Ontology annotation, biological process: regulation of transcription by RNA polymerase II. The record is from RefSeq and is a predicted model, not a curated record. Lineage: Eukaryota; Metazoa; Chordata; Actinopteri; Osmeriformes; Osmeridae. Bases 150 to 5033 code for a protein of 1627 amino acids. Gene Ontology annotation, molecular function: RNA polymerase II cis-regulatory region sequence-specific DNA binding; DNA-binding transcription factor activity, RNA polymerase II-specific. Gene Ontology annotation, cellular component: nucleus. The transcript has 5 exons.
GUGUGUUUACUAGAGGGAAGAAGGGACGUAGCGAGACGGAUAGGGUGAAUGCGAAUGAGGGAGGGCGAGAGAGCGAGCGAGGGAGGGCGAGCUAGAGAAAACUUUUCAGUUCUGAAGAGCAGGGGGAAGCGUGCGCUGGAGCGGCGACCAUGCAGGAGGAGUCUGGAGAGACAGUGUGCAGUGACGGCAACGGGGUGGCAAAGUGGCUGUGUCCUUUGUGUCAACAAGAGCAACCAGACCGGGGCUCCCUUUCUCAGCACUUGACUGACAGACACAGUGUUCUUCCCACCUGUGUGGACAAACUGCUGGACAUAGCUGCCCCCAAACGGAAUGAGAGUGGAGAGGAGGAUCCAGGUUCUCAGAACACCACAGAUACCGAAUCAUCACAUCUGAAGCAUGCCUCAAAUUCCCCCACAGAAUCAUGUCAACCUGAUGAGACUUCUGAACCAGAAAAGUACCCUGAGGUUGAUGCAGAGCUAGAGAGGAUGGGGGAACCGGAAAGGGAUGGCGUUAACCUGGAGUCACAUCUGGAAAAGGAACAAACGGAGGAACUCGCUAAAAUGGAGUCUGCAGACAACAACGACAGAACGGCGGGUAAAAACGGUGUUGUGGCGGAAAGCGUCGACAGUCGACCGUUCAGAUGUAGUGCCUGUUUGGAGGCUUUCCCUACCAAGACUGCAUUGAGUGUCCACUACAACUCCACCUCCCAUAUCCAAAGGAUGAGAACAGGGUCCUCAAAUCAGGGUGGAGAAAAUGACAACCCUUCUCUUCUGCUCCCUUCUCUCUCUCGGCCCUUUAUAUCAACCAAGCCCUACCAGUGUGCUGUGUGUCGCGUCUCUUAUAACCAUGCCAUAACUCUGGAGAGUCAUAUGAAAUCUGUUUUACAUCAGACCCGCAGCAGAAAUGCAGCAAGCAGUGCAGCUGGAAACGCAGGAAGUACCGGCGGCAACAACAACAAAGCUCCUAGCUUGGUCGUUACCUCUGGGGGAGGAGCCUCUCAGAUGGUCCCCGCCAGCAGCAGCAACUGCAUUGCCCCAGGAAACCUGACGGCAGUGGUGACCACAGCCAAAGAUGGAGAUCAGAUUCAGACCGUGUCAGCUUCCUCUCUGCUCUCCUCCCCUGUGGCCUCGUCCCAGGCUAUCUCUGCCUUUCUCACCCUCCUCACGUCCAGCCCCGGCUCCCUCCCGCAUUCCCUCCUCCCCUCCCUGUUUGCGGCUGGCGCGGGUCCUGGCGCGGCCACAACCCAGCUGAUCCCACAGCCCCAGAUGCUGAUGCCCAUGAUCCUGAACGGCCUGGCUCAGAGUCAGGGCCUGGGGUCAGAUGCCCAGCACCUCACCCAGUCCAUGCCCUUACUGGGUCUCAAUGCAGCCCAGCAAGCCCUCCUAGCCCAGAGACUCGGCACCUUACACACCCAGUGGCCCACGCUGGGACUCCCAACGACUCUGCCGACAAGCUCAGACGACCGGAAGGAGGAUGUCAAGAGUGAAGAGGAGACGGCGAAGGAAGAGGGUAAAUGUGUUUCUGAAAGAGGGUCACCAAACGUUAAGGUUGAGGAGGAAGAUAAUUUGACGAUGGAAAGAGCGCAAGUUAAAACAGAGAUGGGGGAGGAAGAGGACAAGAAGUUUGCGCAUCAACUGAAGGAUGGCAAAAAGAACAGAUUUGAGGCCUGUAUAAAAGAGGGAGACAAUGAAAUGGCGGAUAGAGAUAGCACAACAGAUGGGAGAAUCUCUGGUCCAGAUGAAGGUGGAGACAUUGACAAGUGUGGUGGCAAAUUGGCUAAACCAAAUCUAACGCUGUCCCCAAUGUCUACAGACAAAACUUUACUCAACGACAACCGUUCGCCCUCUGUGUCUGUACCCAGCAACUUCAGUUCCAGCCCGGUGAAUUUAAACCUCACGCUCAGCCCAGAUUCCACCCCUCAAAAAUCUCAAGCCGGCACAAGCCCAUGCACUUCGGUCAGCACCCCGAAAUCCAGCCCCUUUCGAUGCACCUUAACUUUCCCAGACCAAACUCGCCACCUGCGCAAUCCAAGAGGUUGGCACGUCUCUCCCGGCCUGCCCACGCUGUCAGAGUUCCAGUCACAGGUCCUCCUGGCGUUCCUGGAGUCGCGUAGCGAGGCCGACGCUGUCAGCCCGCCCCACGAGGACUGUGAAGCUCUGGGGAAAGAGGUCGGCCUCUCAGAGGGGGAGGUGCGGAGGUGGCUUUGCGACGCACGGAACGCCAAAGAAAGGCAAAAAGCCCUGGCGACACAAAACAGACGCAGCACGGCAAGGUACGCCAGGCGCGACCGGGGCACGGUAAACAACGAGAAGGACCGCCUUCUGGCGAUGGUAGAGAGCGAGGCCUCCGGCAGUCAGGCGAUGGAUCUCUCCAGCAGUGGAGGCAGGAGGAAGGAGACUCCAGCGGGUUCCUGUCUGACCUCUGACUCGGACAACGAAGAGGUCUACACCUCGGUCAUCGUGUCGGAUGAGGACAGUCAGAGUGCGUUCAUGAGGGAGCAGCCUGACAGCCCUGUCAGGGAGGAGCUCAGGAGCGAUCCAGCGGGAGACAAGGGCUCGGGCGGAGGGAAGGUCCUGCGCUCCACCACCGUGUUUCUCUCAGAUGCCGAGGACGAGGAUGAUGAUGAGGAGGCCGGAGCGCAGAAAGCCAAGAGGAGGAAGAGGAGGAGGGAGUUGGAACGCGAGGAGGUGGAAAUCAAGAGGGAGAGGCUGGACCCUGAUGUGGAUCUGGAGCUGGAAGCCCAGGCUGACCCUCCCAACCCCCUUCAAGUCGCCAUGGACCAUCCCGGACUUCCCAGCAGCCUCCUGCAGUCCCUGCCUCUGUCCCUCUCCCUCGCUCCGUUCUCCACCCAGUUCCUCAGCCCCUAUGUCCUCUCCCUUCCUUCCUCUGUGGUCGGGGUGGGCGUGGCAGAAGGGGAUGGCGGUAAAGCGCCUGCCUUUCCAAGCCCGCCCAACGUCACAAGAUUCUCCGACCCUCUCCUCACACCGUCCCUCUCGUCGUACCGUCAGUCUUCUCCGUACCUUCCCAACGGCGAAGAGAGCGAGGCUGCCCUGGACCUCAGCAUGGGGAAGAGCCACAGCACAACGCAGGCUUCCUCCUCCUUGUCCUCCAUGGUCGACAAGACCUCAGUACAGAAAGGACGUUUGCUGGAUGGCCUCGGCCUGAGGCCCACAGCCAAAGGGCUGAUAGUGGUCCAGGUAAAACCUGACCCUGCUGGCAACACGUCCACUUCCAACAGUGGGGGGUUUAUCAAUAGCAAUAACAUGUCCAAACCCAGCACUGUUUACAUGAGGGCGGCCGAGAGAAUGAACGCCACCCUCGUGGAGAGAGAGCGGGAAAGGGCUAAGGUGCAGGAGCAGGAGAAAGAGAAGGAGAAGGAUAAGGAGCAGAGGAAGUCCAAAGGAAAGCGAUACAGGGACAUGAGGCGGUCCAGAACCAUCAUCCAGGCGGAGCAGCUGGAUGUGCUGUACGGGUGCUAUUUCAAAGACCCCAAUCCUGGAAAGAACGAGUUUGAGCAGAUAUCAGAGUGGGUCCACCUCCCCAAAAAAGUGGUGCAGAUCUGGUUCCAGAACAUGAGAGCCCGGGAGCGUAAGGGGGAGGUUCGCUUCGUUAGUGACGGAACUCUAGCGGCAGUGGGCAAACCGCUCAUCAAGUUCACCUGGCCCCUUUCAAAACCCAUCUUCUCCACCCUUCCCAAGUCAAACGCCAGUUUCAACAGCAGUGGCUCGACUGCAGCCACGCCUGUUCGGACGCUCCUGAAGCCUGACAAAGAGCCGGCAAAGGAGAAGGUGGCUGUGAAAUCCUCCAAUCCGGUUCCCUUCAAGCCGAAGGAUGCUGCCCUCUCCACGGUCUCGUCCGUGAGCAGCAGUGUGUCUGCAGUGCCAAAGACCAAACUGGAGACGACUAGCAACAUCACCAUGGUCAAAAUUGCACCUAAAAUCACACCUCCAAUUCUUCCUGCAGCUCCUAAGGAGACGCUCCCCGUCCCAACUCGGUCGCCGCAGAAACGCAAGAUGAAGGAGGAAAGCGGGGACGAAGAGAGAACAGACGAGGAGUAUGAUGGAAGUGAGGAGAAGGUUGGUCCUGCAAUCUCCAACCGCAUGGUACCCAAACUGACGUCCACACCAAUCAACAAACCACCCUCUGCUGCUCAAAAGCAGAAUGGGCUGAGCUACUGGUCUCCCAAAGGAGCCUUCAAGAUCAACACGCUCUCAAGGGAACAGUUGGGUCUGUCCGUCUCUAAGCCCCGUACCAUCACUCCUGCUCCUGUGCCCUCCAUGACCACAUCCCCCACCACCACAUCCCACACCACAACCACCUCCUCUUCCACUACCACCACCUCCUCUUCCAUAGGGCGCUCGGGCACAGACGCCACCACCAGCUCCCCCAGUGUCCCCAAACCUACGGAGUCCAGUUUCCUUCACCACUCCACUAGUCGAAGGCCGCGCACACACCUGUCCUGCUUGCAGCUGUCCAUCCUGCAGUCCUGCUACGAAACGUGUGCGCACCCCAACGCGCUGGAGUGCGAGGCCAUCGGCACGGAGCUCGGCCUUCCUCUCAAGGUCGUUCAGAUCUGGUUCCAGAACACACGGGCCAAGGAGAAGCGUUGGCGCCUGCAGCAGGAGAAGCUGUCUCCAUCAUCGGACCCCGCGAAGAAGGUAGACACUAGCUCUGGAAGCUACCUGCAUUACAAUGCUCUGAGGGCCAACCGCCCCAUUCUGCCCAAGCCAGUCCAGCUCAGCGUGGUGGAGCCGUCCAGCCCACCGCCGGCCGGCCAGCCUGCGGCUCGGGAGAGUCUGAGGGGCAGGUGUGAGGCCUGCAGCGUGGCCUUCCAGUCCAGGGCCGCCGCCAGAGCCCACGUCUUCUCCCCCCGACAUCUAGCCACUCUGAGAACCACUAACUUUGGCCAGCCUGCGACGGGUGCUGUUGUCAACAACAAUGGGUCUGCUGCUGGAUCCAGUUCUGUCACUGGUUCUGGUUCUGGUGGAGAGACUGUUGAGUCCUCUCCACCUCAAGCCAGCAGCACCAGCUAAGGUACAGAUCGUUUCUGGUCUGGUACAAGACUCUGGAUCCACUGGGUCCUCUAGACCUAAUUAACACAUUAUUGGGCUCAAAUUAUCAAAAGCUAAUAUUCUUUUGUUUCUGAGGUUUGAAAAAGGCUGUUGCACCCGAUGGCCCUGUUCUCUCUCAUUGGACAUCAGUUGGACAUUUUAUGUAGAGUUUACUUGGAGUAUACUUGCCAUAUGCUCAUUAAACUAUAUUCUCCGGUUGGCUCAGCUUCUCCAGUUUGGUCUAAUCUUGGCCUGUGGUUAUAACUUUCCUGUGGUUAUAACCUUCCUGUGGUUAUAACCUUCCUUGCAUUCUUCUUGUCUUUGGUCAGUGGUCUGGUCCAGUUUUCAGUUAUCGAUUGCACCAUCCACUCAAGACUGUGGAAAUGCAUCAAUAAUACGGCCAUUCGUCUGACUGUGUGAGAUUCUUCAGACUGCUUCUCCAGAGUGAACCGGUGGGCGGAACAUGAACUAUCUUUGGCCCUGGUGCCAAAUAACUCUGUAGGUGAGGUGGUCCACUGGAGAAGGAAAAUGCGUCAGUUCACUUGGGACUUGAAGAUACUUUAUAUAUCUGGUUGUAGUUUUCCCCCCACCACCCACCUGUAUUCACAUUUACCUUUUAUUCACGACAAUCCUCAACACAGGGAAAAUAACAUGGGAGAUGCUGAAAAUGCAGAUUCUUGGCAUACAGCACUUUGGAUUUUAAAUUGUAAUAUUUUUCUUGAAUUCUAAUGCUGUGUGUCUCUUAGCUUAUGAAUAAUGACAUGUGAUGCAUGUUGGAUGUCUUCUCGUAAUUCACUUGAACUCAAUGGGUGGUUUUUCCUUUUCUGUUUUUUUUUUUUGUGCUAAGAGCAGACUUGGUCAGAAAGACCUGCAUAGGGCUCACUAAAUGCCAAACAAAACAUGGAUCAGACCUCACUGCUGUGCAAGGAAAGUCUUAAUCCUGAUAACUGUAGAGCCAUUUCUAUUUGAUGAAUUCUAUGUAAAGAGACGUAAAUACGUGAGUGGAGAAUUUCUUCAUAUUACCCAGUUUCAUCAGUGCGCAAACAAAUGAUUACAAACAAAAAUAUAACUUCAACAGAACUUUCUUAGGUCAGAACAAUGUUGACCAACAGAUCAAGAGAACAGGGUUUCAAUUUAGGGGUUUCAAAUGAGCUUUUUUUAAAAAUAUUUUAAACUUUUUUUUUCCCCUCCCAUUUUUCUUUUUAUCUUGAAAUGUGGUUGGUAUUACUGGUUAUGUGUUUGCUGGUUAAAGAUCAUGAAAGAAAUCCCGAAAAGAGGGUGGAUGUUCAAAAUACGUUUCAGUUGCCAAGGUGACUGGAAACUCGAGUAAGCAAUUGGGAAAAAUGUAAAGUUGUGAAUGAGUAGAGAAGAUGGUGCUGUUUGAAGGACAUGACAAGAAAUACUAAAGAAGUUUUCCUUCAGUUUAAGUUGUAUAUUAUUGUUAUUAAUAAUGUUACUAUUAAUAGUUUUAACAAAAAGAAAUGCAAAACUAAAAAAAGAACUUUUUUUAAAAGAAAUAUAUUAAGAAAAACUGAUAUUCCAAAGUUGUUCUUCCUUUGCUUUUCUGUCAUUUGAUAACCAAAAAGCAAUCUUGAGGUUGACAGAGAGCAGGAGAGAUGUUCUUAAUGCAAACUGUAAAAGGAUAUCCCUGGGCUUUAACACUCGAGCCAGUCCACGAUUUCAACACGAGCUACAGAAUAAUGCAUUUCUUCUAUCACAACACAGGGCACUUGAUGUUCAAAGACUUGGUUAAUAAUUGGUUUUAAAAAUGUCCUUUAUGAUAACUAAUCAUUUCAAUGGUGCCAAGCUGUAGCUUGUGUCUAAACCAAGGACUGGGUGUCAGUGCGGUGCCUGCAGACUGGGUGACACGGUAUUGCACUGUCCAAGCUAGAUAGGUUUUACGGAGAUCUGCUUGUUAUUCUAAUCAUUUUUUCAUUGUCACUUGAUUAUCUCACAAUUGUUAUAGCUGUACUACUCCUGUUAUUAUCAUUACUCUCAUCACUGUUUUGAUUAUUAUUGAUAAUGGUUUUAAUCACAUCUCUUUGCUCAAAAAGAGAUGUUAUUGGUAUGAAUAUUAAAUAAUGAUGGUGGCAGUGUUGUUAUUAAAUGUUAGAAUUUUGAUUAAGCUUUUUUUCUUUUCUUUUUUUUCCCUCUUCACUUGUACCUGCCUUAUGUGUUGGAUCUCCAUUCUGUUUUCCUUUUGGUAUACAGAAAAUAAAUAAAACCAUUUGAAUUGAA